AUGAAUGACCAGGAAAAGGUGGAGAUGUUGUUGUUCCUUUUGCAGAAUGUGGACAUUUUUGCUUGGAACCCGUAUGAAGUGCCCGGCGUAGAUCCUGAGUUCAUUGUCCACAGACUCAACGUGGACCCAAAUUUCCCCCCGAAAAAGCAGAAGCCGAGAAGAGCUUCAAAGGAACAUGUAGACGCAGUAAACCUGGAGGUCGAACGGCUGAAGGAGGCCGGGGCCAUAAGGGAAAUAUUCUUCCCGAGAUGGCUGGCCAAUACCGUGGUAGUGAAGAAGAAGAACGGCAAAUGGAGAGUUUGCGUGGAUUUCACAGAUUUGAACAGGGCGUGUCCCAAAGACCCGUUCCCAAUGCCCAAGAUUGACCAACUAGUGGACGCCACGUAUGGACACCCGAGGAUGAGCUUCUUGGAUGCUUUCCAGGGUUACCACCAGAUUGCAUUGGCGGUCGAGAAUCGAGAAAAAAUAGCAUUCAUAACCCCAAAUGCAAACUAUCACUAUGAAGUCAUGCCUUUUGGAUUGAAGAAUGCCGGAGCCACAAAAGAGUCGCAGCAUACCGAAGACCUCCGGGGAGUAUUCGAAAUAUUGUGGCGGCAUAAAUUGCGCUUGAAUGCCGAGAAGUGCACUUUCGGUUUGGGUGCCGGAAAGUUCUUGGGUUAUCUGAUUUCUACUCGGGGAAUAGAGGCUAAUCCCGACCAAAUCGAGGCCGUGAACCGUCACAAACCACCAAGCAAUCCCAAGGAGGUGCAAGUAUUCACUGGAAUGUUAGCCGCCCUGAACCGAUUCAUCUCCAAGUUCGCCGAUCAUUGUCGGCCGUUCUAUCAACUCUUGAAGAAAUGGAAAGGGUUUCAUUGGGACCAGGGAUGUGAUGAGGCUUUCCGAGAGAUGAAGGAAUACUUGGCAAAGGUACCAAGGUUAACGGCCCUGGAGCCCAGGGAGGAUUUAUUUAUGUACCUCUCGGUCACCGACCAUGCCGUAAGUGCUAUGCUACUGAGGGACCAAAGAGUACAGAUGCCAGUCUAUUACGUGAGCAAAACCUUGAUUGAUGCCGAGACCAGGUACUUACCCCUGGAGAAGUUGGUCUUGUCCUUGGUGCACGCCACUAGGAAGUUACCACACUACUUCCAGGCUCACACAAUGUUCAUCCUCACCGAAUAUCCACUACAAUCACUGUUAAAGAGAUCAGAUUUCACGGGCCGAAUUGCCAAGUGGGGGACCCGGUUAGGAUCGUUUGACAUAAGGUACCGACCUAGGAGCUCGGUAAAGGGACAGGUUCUUAAAGAUUUCAUCGUAGAAUUCACUCCCAAGGAUGACGGCAAGAUGAUCUGUAAUACAGAGAUCCGCCCGUGGAAGGUAUUUGUGGACGGUGCUUCAAAUGCUAUGGGGGCCAGGGCUGGAAUUGUCAUAAUCACCCCCGAGGGUAUACGAUUGGAACAAUCCUUCAGAUUGGGAUUUAAAGCCUCAAAUAACGAAGCCGAGUAUAAGGCCCUAUUGGCCGGGUUGAGGGCCGAAUUACACCUUGGCGCAAAAGAUGUUGAGAUUUACUCAGACUCUCGACUAGUUGUUAAUCAAAUCACAGGAGACUUCGAGGCUCGGGAUUCUCGAAUGAAAGCUUAUCUAAGUGCGGCCAAGCAGGUUAUCGGUCAAUUUGGAACGGUAAAGGUGGCCCGGGUAGGUCGGUCGCAAAACAAACACGCCGACUCACUUGCCACGUUAGCCUCAUCAGCUACCGAGGAUACACCACGGAUAGUCACAAUGGAGGUUGUGAGAGAGCCAAGCAUCAGUAUAGAGAAUGUUCACGACCAAGUCAGAGUGGAAGUUGCCAAGAUAACAAUGGCCCAUCCAUGCUGGAUGAACCCGAUCAUAGAUUUCCUUACCGAGGAUAAAGUUCCGGAUGAUGAAAGCGAGGCCAAAAAGAUUCGUCGGAUAGCACCCCGGCCCGUACCUUUUAUGCUUGCAUCCCGAGAAGGUAAACGAGCUUCUGACCGAGCUACACGGGGGAGUGUGCGGCGGCCAUGUUGGGGGACGAUCUCUAGCAAACAGAGCGAUGACCCAGGGGUUUUGGUGGCCGCAGAUGCAGAAGGAUGCAGCCGAAUAUGUUCGGAAGUGCGAACAGUGUUAAAAGCACGACCCUUUGAUCCAUCAGCCAGCAGGACGUCUAAACCCUUCACAAGGUUUGGGGUACCAAAUUCGCUAGUGACAGACAAUGGGCUGCAGUUCGAUAGCAAAGCCUUUUGGACCUUCUGCGGCGAACUCGGCAUCAGCAACAAGUAUUCAACCCCGGCUUACCCACAAAGCAACGGCCAAGCCGAGGCAGUAAAUAAGACCAUUUUAAACGGGCUGAAGAGGAGGUUGGACGGGGCGAAAGGAAGCUGGGCAGAAGAACUACCCAAUGUAUUGUGGGCGUACCGUACAACCCCCAGAAGGUCCACGGGUGAGACCCCGUUCUCUUUGACAUACGAAGCGGAGGCUGUGAUACCAACCGAGGUGAGCUUAUGUAGUGCACGGAUCGUGGGGUUUGACCCCGCCCAGAACAACGACCUAAUGAUGGAGCGUUUGGAUUGGCUAGAAGAAUGCAGGGAGGCCGCAACCAUCCGGCUAGCCGAGUAUCAGCAGAAACUGGCCCAAAGAUACAACCGAGAUGUAAAGGAGAGGGAAUUCAGUGCCGGAGAAUUGGCACUAAGGAAGGUCGUGGGAAACAUGCGAGACAUAGCUGCAGGGAAGCUUGCUCAAACCUGGGAAGGACUGUACAGAGUUACCGCCAUCGACGGUGUAGGGGCCUACUACUUGGAAAGCCUUUACGAGAGGCCACUUCCCCGGCCAUGGAAUGCCCACAACUUAAAGAAAUUCUACGCAUGA
Quercus robur (English oak) is the source of this 2859-nucleotide messenger RNA. RefSeq lists its product as uncharacterized. The record is from RefSeq and is a predicted model, not a curated record. Bases 1 to 2859 code for a protein of 952 amino acids. The transcript has 4 exons. Gene Ontology annotation, molecular function: nucleic acid binding; RNA-DNA hybrid ribonuclease activity. Gene Ontology annotation, biological process: DNA integration. NCBI's taxonomy places the organism in Eukaryota, Viridiplantae, Streptophyta, Magnoliopsida, Fagales, Fagaceae.